Messenger RNA from Sorghum bicolor (sorghum), 2656 nucleotides. RefSeq lists its product as uncharacterized. NCBI's taxonomy places the organism in Eukaryota, Viridiplantae, Streptophyta, Magnoliopsida, Poales, Poaceae. The record is from RefSeq and is a predicted model, not a curated record. Gene Ontology annotation, molecular function: glycosyltransferase activity. The coding region runs from base 258 to 2138 and encodes 626 amino acids. The transcript has 7 exons.
UGUCAGCUCCGCGCUCCGCUGCUGCGUGGCCUCCCAUUUUUAUUCUUGUGCAGGGCCGUGAUCCCGCUCGACCAUUGGCCGCCAGCUACAACCGAUCAAGCGCGGGCUACCACGCACGACCCUAGCACUAUCACUAGCGAGUUUUCUUGGAUCGGGCGACGCCGUUGCCUAUCCCGGUCUUUUGCAUCCUCACGCUAGCUACCUAUUUGGAGCAACAAGCAUAGUUGCGACUUGCGAGCAGACCACAGGCAGAGACCAUGAAGGGCGGCGGCGCCGGCGACAAGGCCGGGAGGGGCGGCGUCGGCGUCGGCGGCGGCAGGAUACCGCAGCCGCUGCGCCUCGACUCGCAGCGGUUCAGGCUGCUGUCCAUCGUCGUCGGCUGCUCCGUCAUCUGCCUCGUCUUCCUCCUCUCCUCCCGCCCCGACGCCACCGCCUUCGACACCAUGAGCCCCAAGGCGUCGCUGGUGGCCGCGCGCCGCCCGGUGGCCGUCAAGACCCUGCGGACCUCCUCCGCCGCCGCCGCCGCCAGAGGCUUCGGUGGCGAUUUCCAUGUCGACGUCCGGCCGCAGCAUCAUGACGAGCAGACCGCCGGCGACAAGACGAUCACAGAAUGGGUCAGAGACACGGUGAUCGUGGAGGAGAGCAGCGAGGCAGAGCCGGAGGAGACGGAGCCCGGCCGUGACGCCAGUGCCACUGCCGCGGCGUCGUCCAACUCCGACGACCACCCUGCCGCACCAGGUACCGAGAAGGCGGUCCACGACGCCGCCGCGAUCACCGUGCAGCCGGCCGCGGGAACGACGACGUCGACUGCGCCGGACAACAGGCCAGAGGAGAAGACGGGAGUUGCAACUGGUACUGGUGGUGGUGGUCAGAGCAAGGUCCAGCAGCAGCCAGCUCGGCAACGGCAAGACGAGGAGCCAGCACGACAAUCUGGCGGGGACCACCACCACCAGCAGCCGCUGUGCGACUUCUCCGACUUCCGCAGCGACAUCUGCGACAUCGCCGGCGAUGUCCGGUUGGACGCUAACGUGUCGUCGUUCGUCGUCGUCGUCGACCCGGCGUCGGCGAGCGGCCAGCAGGAGGAGGAGGAGCACAAGGUCCGGCCGUACCCUCGGAAGGGCGACGAGACGUGCAUGGGGCGGAUCACGGAGAUCACGGUGCGCGCGACGCGCGGCGCAGCGGGCGCGCCGCGGUGCACGCGGACGCACGCGGCGCCCGCGGUGGUGUUCUCCAUCGGCGGCUACACGGGCAACAUCUUCCACGACUUCUCCGACGUGCUGGUGCCGCUCUACAACACGGUGCGGCGGUACGGCGGCGACGUGCAGCUGGUGAUGGCCAACUCCGCGUCGUGGUGGCUGGUCAAGUACGACCGGCUCCUCCGCGAGCUGUCGCGCCACGCGCCGCUGGACCUCGCCGGCGCCGGCGCGGCGCGGGAGGUGCACUGCUUCCGCCACGCCGUCGUGAGCCUGCGCGCGCACAAGGAGCUCAUCAUCGAGCGGGACCGCAGCCUGGACGGGCUCGCCACGCCGGACUUCACGCGGUUCCUCCGCCGCGCGCUCGGGCUGCCCCGGGACGCGCCCACGCGCCUCGUCGUCGGCGGCGGCGACGGGACGGGGAGGAAGAAGCCCCGGCUGCUGAUCAUCUCGCGCCACCGCACCCGGCUGCUCCUGAACCUCGACGCCGUGGUGCGGGCGGCGGAGGAGGUCGGGUUCGAGGCGAUCGUGAACGAGUCGGACGUGGCCAACGACAUCGCGCAGGUCGGCGGGCUCAUCAACUCGUGCGACGCCAUGGUGGGCGUGCACGGAGCGGGGCUCACCAACAUGAUGUUCCUGCCGCCGGGGGCGGCGCUGGUGCAGAUCGUGCCGUGGGGCGGGCUGCAGUGGAUGGCGAGGGCGGACUACGGCGACCCGGCGGAGGCGAUGGGGCUCAAGUACAUCCAGUACGAGAUCGGCGUCGACGAGAGCACGCUCAAGGACAAGUUCCCCAGCGGGCACAAGAUCUUCACCAACCCGACGGAGCUGCACAAGAAGGGGUUCAUGUUCAUCAGGCAGACGCUCAUGGACGGCCAGGACAUCACCGUUGACGUCGCCCGCUUCAGGGAGGUGCUGCUCCAGGUGCUCAACAACCUCGCGCAGUAGACGCCGGCGUGCUCACUGCUCAGCACAGUCACACUGCUGCUCUGCUACCCCGGCCCUACAUAGUAGUACUCCUGUAGUAUAUAUACACAUUAUUACUGCAAUGUAUACGUACAUUAAUUUAGUUGGAAAUUUGUAUCAUUGUUACGGAUGUACACUUUUACAGUGAGACCAUGGGGGCAUAAAACUGUACAAUGGAAGAGGGAAAUCUUUGUUUGGGUGGAUUGUGGAAGCCAUUUUAGACUAUCUCCAACAAUCGUCACCCAAAAUACAAGACCUAGUCUUCUCCAACAACAAGACCUAAAAGACAACACUCUCUGCAAAUGGGUCUCGAGGAGAGAGGAUACCCAAAUUUGGGUUAUGCCUCUCCUGAUACCCAAAAUAGGUCUUCUGUAUGGGUAUUCUGUUGGAGGCUAUAGGUAUUGUGUUGGAAACCUAUUUUGGGUUUGGGUUCCAUAUGGAUUUGUUGUUGGAGAUAGCCUUAGCAUAUGCACUGGAUAAUGGAUUUGUCCCUAUUUUUA